AUGAGUUACAAUUAUCUGAAGGCAGCCAGAAAAAUUGUAUGCAUUGGGCGUAACUACGCUGCGCAUAUAAAAGAGCUGAACAAUUCAAUUCCAAAACAACCAUUUUUUUUCCUAAAACCGACCUCGAGUAUAGUGACGCCAUUAUCAUCAUCAUUGGCCAAGACUGCGAGACCUGCAAACUCGACUUUUAAUGGACUAAAUGAAGACGGAACUAAUCCAGGACCCAUAUUCAUCCCACGUGGUGUAAAGGUUCAUCACGAAAUUGAAUUGGCAUUGAUUGUGAACAAACAUCUGUCCAAUGUCAUUAAGAUGAAACCCGAGGAAGUGUAUGACUCCAUUAGUGGUGUAGCUUUAGCAUUGGAUCUUACGGCAAGAAAUGUGCAGGAUGAAGCGAAAAAGAAGGGGCUACCUUGGACAAUAAGCAAAGGUUUUGAUACCUUCAUGCCAAUCUCUGCUAUGGUCUCCCGCGAGAAGUUUUCAUCCUACAAAUCGAACUUACAGGAUAUUUUCAGAGUCAAAUGCUUUGUCAACGGACAAUUAAGACAAGACGGUGGCACCGACCUCAUGUUGCACCCACUCCAUAAAAUCCUGCAACACAUAUCUACCAUGAUAUCCCUUGAACCAGGUGAUAUUAUUUUGACUGGUACACCUGCGGGCGUAGGUGAGUUGAAACCUGGUGACCGUGUUCAUUGUGAAUUGUUGCAGAAUAACGACAAACUUGUCGACAUGAACUUUGAAUGUGAAAAUCGCCCGGGACCAUAUGAAUUUAGAGAAAUAUAA
Molecule: messenger RNA, 780 nt
Organism: Saccharomyces paradoxus
Lineage: Eukaryota; Fungi; Ascomycota; Saccharomycetes; Saccharomycetales; Saccharomycetaceae
Gene: FMP41
Product: Fmp41p
Exons: 1
Coding region: 1-780 (259 amino acids)
Cellular component (GO): mitochondrion
Molecular function (GO): acetylpyruvate hydrolase activity
Source: RefSeq, a predicted model, not a curated record